CGCCUCUGAGGGGCCGCUGAGGCAAGCAAAUCUGUAAGCCAGUGUCCUUUUCACUGUGCCCUGAGGAGAAUCCAUUGACUGUGACCAGCUGAUGCUUAGCCACGGGGGCUUGUGCAACACCAGGUGUCCUGUGAGUCUCAUCAGUGAUUAGAUCAGCAGACAGAAAGGAGGAACCCAGGUGGAAGUCAGGAGCUGACUUUGCAAGAAUGAGAUGCCUCACCCAGACACUGCUCAGGAGGUUCUUGGGUCUUUUGCCUCAGUGUGUGCCAGUGGGACUGAGUCAAAGCCCUGUCCGUGGCCCCAAGCAGUCAUCUCUGAGGCAGAGCUGCAGCGCAAGACCCGGGCUGGUGACUGCCAUUGAAGCAGCCGGCUACUGGCAAAAGGUGUUUGAGACAAAUGGGAUCCCUGAGGCACGAGACUCCAGUGAAUACAUCGUGUCAUUUGUCCUGGGAGCAAAAACAUUUCAGAGCUUGAACUCCGAAAAACUCCGUACUCCGCUUACAGCAGUGCAGCAGGUGCAGAUCCAGCAGCUGUGUCACAGGCGACUAGAAAGAAUGCCAGUGCAGUAUGUGCUUGGUGAGUGGGACUUCCAGGACCUGACUCUGAAGAUGAGACCCCCAGUAUUUAUUCCUCGGCCUGAGACAGAGGAGCUCAUCUCCUUAGUUCUGGAGGAAGAAUCUCGGAAACAUGAGGAGAAGAAUUCAGGCCUCUGCUUCUCAGUUGCUGUCCCACAUCCUGUUAUCCUGGAGAUCGGCUGUGGCUCUGGAGCAAUUGCUCUGAGUCUCCUGUGCAAACUGCCUCAGAGCCGGGUGAUAGCUGUGGAUAAAGAGGAGGCUGCUGUGGAUCUCACCAAGGAGAAUGUGCAUAGGCUGCAGCUCCAGGACAGGAUCCACAUCCUCCACCACGAUGUUUCAUACAGUUCUGCCAAACAGCUGCUACUCUGGGGCCCCAUGGACUUCAUAGUCAGUAACCCCCCAUAUGUUUUCCAUGAAGACAUGGCUUCCCUGGAUGCAGAGAUCCUCUGCUAUGAGGACCUUGGUGCACUGGAUGGAGGAGCUGAUGGGAUGAGAGUUAUCAAAACAAUUCUGGCUCUGGCUCCUUCUCUUCUGAAGGAUUCUGGAAGCGUGUUUCUGGAAGUUGAUCCCAGACACCCAGAUAUGGUGGAGAACUGGCUACAGGCACACCCAGACUUACUACUCACCCUUCGUGCUGUUCACAAGGACUUAUGUGGCAAGCCUAGGUUCCUGCACAUCCAAAAACAAAGCAGAUGACAACAGUGCUGGAAAUGACAUUCCUCGCAGUGUGCUUUUUGCUGAUGAGCCCUGCUGAAUGGCUUGUUGAAAACUGCAUGGCAAAAGGAAUCUUCACUUCAUUUUCCAGUGCAUUGAUCUCUCCAUGCAGUGACAGACCCUUCAUUUCCUAAUACAGACUUCAUCUUGCACUUCAGAGGUUCAACAGAGCAUUUAAAAGUGUUUCAUCUUCUUCAGGGAUCUACAUGUGACUCUUCAAUUUACUCUGCUUUAAUGACUUGCUAAUCUCAGGACUAACAUGGAGGAGUUGACAGCUCCAGAUAUUUCGUUGCAAAUUUCAAAGAAAUACAUUAAAAAUACAGUUUCUCAACAUGUCAGAUCACCCACUUAACCUUCAAGGGUUUUUUUUCCUUAUUUAACCUUGGGGUAAACUUUGAAAGAAUAUGACCAGAUUGGUU
Molecule: messenger RNA, 1708 nt
Organism: Oxyura jamaicensis (ruddy duck)
Lineage: Eukaryota; Metazoa; Chordata; Aves; Anseriformes; Anatidae
Gene: HEMK1
Product: HemK methyltransferase family member 1
Exons: 11
Coding region: 207-1271 (354 amino acids)
Biological process (GO): protein methylation
Cellular component (GO): mitochondrion
Molecular function (GO): nucleic acid binding; protein methyltransferase activity
Source: RefSeq, a predicted model, not a curated record